AUGUCAGCUCUUGAGAUUACACCCGCAACGGCGGGCCAUGAGCUUGAUGACACAAAGAAGGCCAAGGUAGAAGACAUCCAAGAUGUCGAGAUCGGAGAUGUUAGAAAGCCAGACCUCUACAGUAAGGUCUCGGUGUAUCUAACCAUGGUCUUCUCAGGUCUUGCCCUGGGAUCAGAUGGCUACAAUGCUGCAGUGGUUGGUAACCUCUAA
Molecule: messenger RNA, 210 nt
Organism: Fusarium subglutinans
Lineage: Eukaryota; Fungi; Ascomycota; Sordariomycetes; Hypocreales; Nectriaceae
Product: GIT1
Exons: 2
Coding region: 1-210 (69 amino acids)
Source: RefSeq, a predicted model, not a curated record